CGAAGACCAGAGGAAGAUGAUUUUAGUGGCCGUAGAUGGCCAUCAGUUUCACCCAUUUUGCUCCAUUCGAGCUGCCACAUGCAAUCCAAGUCCCAUUUUGCCCUUCACCAGCCGCUCUUUGUCGUCGUAGCUCUUCCCCUAACUGGGGUUCUUCGGAGUCAUUUUCUUCUUUUCAUCGCCCCCUUGUCUACAAUCCUGAAGAUUUUGAUGGACGUGAUAAAGUAAUGGUGAGAACCAGGAAGAUGACAGAGUAUUUCAAUGAUGUGGUGAGGCACUUCAGCGUUUCCCCUGUAUACGACGAGGAAGAAGACGAGGAGAUUGUGGCACCUUCCUCAGAUUCUAGGAACGAACACAGUCAAGAGCAGAGUGCUUCAGCAUCGCCGUUUGGGGUUUUCCGUCUUGGGGAUUCCUUCUCUCUUAGAGCUCUUUCUCUAAUAUGAAGAAUCAACAGCCUCUUCGUUUCCUACUCUCGAUUCGGAAGGUGUUCGUGUGUACUACUGGAGCUCAAUAGAGAAAGCAUCAUGUUACACAAUGGACAAGAUAUCAUCAACAUUGUAUAUGGCUUUUUUUUGUUGACAUUAUGCUUCAAAUACUUUAGCACAUUUUUCUUGUUUGACAGUUUGUAAAUAUCAUUGUC
Linum tenue is the source of this 637-nucleotide messenger RNA. NCBI's taxonomy places the organism in Eukaryota, Viridiplantae, Streptophyta, Magnoliopsida, Malpighiales, Linaceae. The record is from the annotation of a GenBank genome assembly.